Molecule: messenger RNA, 1995 nt
Organism: Durusdinium trenchii
Lineage: Eukaryota; Dinophyceae; Suessiales; Symbiodiniaceae
Source: the annotation of a GenBank genome assembly
AUGGAGCUGGCAGGCCUCAGGAAGGAGGACGCUGAAUUGGCCUUGGCCGUUGGGGUGGAGCGCCAGGAGGGUGAGGGCUCUGCAUGGUGGCCAUAUUUAAGGCUCUUGUCAUGCAAGCACACGUUUCCUCUCUUCUACGAGGAUACUGAUCUGGAGGAUUUGGAAAACAUCCCCUUGAAGGAGUCCUUGAGCGUUACACGGCGAGCCGUCGAGCUCUUGGCUGAGAAGAGUGGCCUCGAGGCGACGGAGCUGAAAGAGGCUUUGCAGCUGGUCUUGGGGCGACGCUUCUCUUGCGAGGUGUCCACCGGAAUGAUCCCACUGGGAGAUUUGUUGAACCAUCGCUUCUAUCCGAGCUGCGAGUGGGAGUCGCCCUCCACAGCUAGCCCUGAGUCCUGGAAGUUGAGGGCAAAGAUGGAUAUUGCACCAGGAGAGACCUUGAACUUCGCCUACUGCGAGGAUCCCAACCACUUGCUGAUGACCACCUCGGGUUUUGUGGUAGAGGAAAACCCUUAUGAUCGCAUCAUGGCCAGACCCAAGGACUUGCGGGAGGCGUUGGCAUCAGUCUGCAAUGCACAGAGCAAUGAGGACUUUGCACAGUGGCGCAAGCAGCAAUUUAAGGAACAACUGCCAGAUCCCGAAGAAGAGGGAGUUGGGCUCAGUAUGUAUCUUGUUGGGCGGCAGCCUGGAGGCAUCCAGUGGAACGACUCGUGGCUGAAUCUGGUAGGACUCGCCGUCACAGAGGACCCCCAAGGGCAGCACUGGAGCGCCACGCCUGAAGGUCUUCAGAUGUACUUGGACGCGCUGGAGAAGGCCUCGUGGAGCUUGUUUCCACGUGGCCGCCUCGAGGAGGAUCUGGCCAAAGGCGAUGACUUCAAGUCGGACAACCAGGAGAUGGCGGCCACCAUGCGACGGGGCUAUAAGCAGAUGCUUAAAGAGGCGGUGGAGAAGUUGAAGGAUCGACUCCUGGCAGGUGAUGUUUGGCAGCAGUUGGAGAAGGAAUUGCAGGCACCCUUGCCCGCGGCCAUCGCGCCACCUGCGCAGGUGCAAGACAAGGAGGUUGAGGCGGAAGAUAGCGAUGAUGACUGGGGCAUCAAAUGGAAGGGCCCUACGAACCAAGGCCCGGAGCGGCAGCAGGAAAGCGUCCUGGACGAGAUUGCCCGGAUGGCGGCCACCAGCUCCAACUGGCACAAGGAGGAUUGGACCAAGAAAGAAGAGAGGCAGGAGGCGCGGGAUGAAGAGGAGGAUGAGUUCUACGAGGAGGGCGAUCGAUGGAGAGAAACCUUCCAGACCACCGAGGACAAAAAGGCCGACGAUGAGGACUGGAAGCCAGAUGACAGUUGGUGUGAAUGGAUUUCGAAUUCCAAAGAGGCAUUGGCCGUUGAGAACGUGGUGCGAAAGAUACGAGCUCGUGCUGGGCCAAAGAGUGCCAGGUCCAACAUCGAGAUCUUUCCAAACGAUAGCAUGCUGCAGGCCAUGAAGACCUGGCUCAAGAGGACGAUCCCAGAACAGCGCAUGCUACUUGCGAUGCUUCUGUUCCUCGAGGCCCAGGCCUUGGACAAGGAAAUGGUGGAGAGCCCACCUCAGCAAGUGAAGCUCAGUGAGUAUGACGCAGACCAAAAAGCUUGGGGCUUCGCCUGCUGCCGUGCCCUCGACCCCCACGCGCCGCCCUGUGCGGAGACCGACCGCGACGCCGUCGACGCUUCGAGGGAGCCGACGGUCGCGGAGGAGUUGGUCGCGGCGAGCACGGGACUGGUGUGGCGACCACGGGAGGAGUUCGAGACGCCGGAGAGUUUUAUUGCUCAUGCUUCCAAGUGUUUGGCAUCACAGUGGUUGAAGUGGCUUCAGGAUGGCACGCUGCGGUCCUCCGCCGAUGCGUCUUCGGUGGACGCGGAGCUCCGGAAGGUUUUGCUGUCGGAGGAAGCGGCCAAGGAAGCGAUUCAGCAGGUGAAGAACUUUGGGCAUCGCUUGGUGGAUGCCCGGCUGAUGAUCAGUUAG